Molecule: messenger RNA, 2031 nt
Organism: Dioszegia hungarica
Lineage: Eukaryota; Fungi; Basidiomycota; Tremellomycetes; Tremellales; Bulleribasidiaceae
Product: P-loop containing nucleoside triphosphate hydrolase protein
Exons: 11
Coding region: 1-2031 (676 amino acids)
Molecular function (GO): ATP hydrolysis activity; ATP binding
Source: RefSeq, a predicted model, not a curated record
AUGAUUCGCGUCUCCACCCAGCAGUCCCGCUUCCACGCAGCCACCCUAGCGGCAAACACGACCGAGAUCGAUCUCGUUGGCGUCACCAUCUCUGUCGGCGAGCAAGAAGUCCUCGUUGAUGCUGAUCUCACACUAAGGGAAGGAGUGCGGUAUGGGGUCAUCGGAAGAAACGGAGCUGGAAAGUCCACCCUCUUCUCUGCCCUCUCGGAUCGACUGAUACCUGGCCUUCCUCCUGCCCUUCGUGUGCACAUAGUCACCCAGGUGGAUGAGGUCCCAGCAGAUAUCAAGGAUCUGACAGCUCUUGAGAGCGUUCUGCAGGGACACACUGCUCUGCAGGAAGGCACAAAGGAGCGGGAUGCAUUGACGACUGCGCUUGAGUCCAGUGACGAUGACGAGGUGCGAAGGGUUUGGAGACAGCUCCAGCAGGAGAAGGCUGAGCAUGCACUCGAUGAGGCAAGGCGGAUCGCUGCGAGGCGGUCGGGCGCCAGAGGGAAGAAGGCGAGGGAAGAGGAGAUCAAGGCUGAAGAGGUGGUGGCCGCCGCUGCUGCUGGACCCACCAUUGGAGACCAGACUGCAGAUGUUCGAGCAGACGCCCUUGAACGCCUGGAAGAGCUUCGUCUCGAUUUGGAAAUGCUGAGCAUCGACACUUCCGAUGCCCAUGUCCGAGGUAUUAUGACAGGUCUUGGCUUUAGCCCCGUCAUGAUCGACGGUCCGUAUACCAAUCUCUCGGGCGGCUGGCGGUCUCGCGUACGCCUCGCCACGGCUCUUAUUGUUCAGACAGAUAUCCUCAUUCUUGACGAGCCUACAAACUUCAUGGACCUCUCAGCCCUGCUCUGGCUCGAAAAGACCAUACCUACUCUUACUUCAUUCUCCACCCUCCUCAUCACCUCACACGAUCAGACCUUCCUCGACCGAGUCGCAGAAAAGACAAUCGCGCUUCGGCAUCAGCGCCUCGACUACUUUGAUGGUCCGCCGGGGAUGAUGUACGCAGUGGAGGAGGAGGCCCGGCGGGCAAAUGCGACGCUGAAGGAGGCGAUGGCGAAGAAGAAGGAUCAUAUCCAGAACUCCAUAGCCGAGGGACGCAAAGCAGCCAAAGCUACGGGGGACGAGAACAGACAACGCAUGGUCAAGUCACGCCAAAAGAAGCUGGACGAGCGGUGGGGUCUUGAGCAAUCCGCCAAGGGGACUCGCUUCAAGCUCAAUCGGGAUCUUGGCGGACACCAUUUGACCCGGCGUGGCGAGAUUGUCGAGCAGGAGGUGGAGCAAGCGGUCGUGUGGCGAUUUGAGCAGCCUCCUGAGCUGAGGCAGAAGGGCGCGCUGGUCUCGCUGGAGAAGGUCUCGGCGGGCUGGGGCAAGCGGGUGGUGGUCGGGGGAGUCAGCAUGGUCGUGCACUCUGCGGCAAGGAUCGCGCUGGUCGGAGCAAAUGGGCGCGGGAAAUCCACUCUUGCCAAGGCUUUAGCGUCAGACGAGACUCUCAUCAGUGGUACAAUCACUCGACACCCUCAAGCUCGGAUCGGCUACUUCGCUCAGCACGCCGUUGACUCCCUUUCCAACCUCCAGUCUUCAGCUAUCACCCACUUCCUGGAGACGUGCGGAGACGCCAGUCCGACUGAGGCUCAAGCUCGUUCGAUGCUUGGUCGGCUCGGUCUACAAGGGUCCACAGCCAGCAACAUACCCGUCAAUCAGCUCUCGGGAGGGCAGAAGGUGCGCCUCGUUCUCGCUUGUCUGAUGUAUCGGCCGCCACACCUCCUUAUCCUGGACGAGGUGACAACACAUUUGGACGUGCAGAGUAUCAGAGCGUUGGCGGCGGUACUGCGGGGAUGGGAGGGCGCAGUGGUCUUGGUGACACAUGAUCGAUGGUUCGCUAGAGCGGUGGUGGACGGUGUAUCUGUUGAUGCGGUUCAGACCGGCGACCCAAAGCUAGCAGUGAGGCAGAACGCAGCAGGGCAGACAUUCCGAGUGGGAAAGAACGGUUUGAAGUUGCUGGAGGGAGGGAUAGCAGAGUAUGAGGCGGCGGUCAGUAGGCGCUAG